AAUAAAAAAGGGAAUCCAUUACUAAACCCUCCUUUGAUCCCAUAAUCCAAACUUAUCUUGACAAUCCACACCCAUAUAUUGUGAAGAAGAUGAUGAUCUCCAAACACAAAAACAAUCAAGAAUCUCAUCAAUCCUCCAUUAAUGACAACCUCCCAAUCUCAAGAACACCUUCACUUUGUUCUCAUCCCCAUGAUGUCUCAAAGCUAUCUAAUUCCAAUCAUAGACUUCGCCAAACUACUAUCAAAAUCCAACUUAACCAUCUCCAUAAUAACCACCCCAAUCACUGCCCAUCGUUACCAACCCACAAUCGACCAUGCCCGGAGCUCCGGCCACAAGAUCCAACUCAUCCCUCUUCCAUUUCCUUCUAAAGAAGCUGGUCUACCCGAAGGAUGUGAAAGCAUGGACUCACUUACUUCUCUUGACCUAGUUCGUAAUUUCUUUAUAGCCACUUAUAUGCUUCAAAACCCAAUUGAAAACUUAAUUGCUUCCAUGGAUCCACCUGCAAGCUGCAUAAUUACAACAAAUACCCUCCCAUGGGUUGCGAAAAUUGCUCAAAAAUUCAAUCUCCCUCGUUUCAUCUUCCAUCAUAUAUCCUCAUUUGCUCAUCUUUGUUCUCAUCAAAUCUCUCUUACCAAAAUUGACUUAAGUACCAAAUCUGAUACCGACCCGUUUCUUGUCCCGGGUUUACCUGAUCCAAUUCAUUUGACUCGUGCUCAAUUGCCUGAUGCCGCCAGGAGCGAGAUGACCGACAUGAAGCGCGCCAUGGACGAAAUGAAGGCGGCGGAGAUCUCCUCCGACGGAGUAAUCAUCAAUAGCUUCGACGAAUUGGAAUUAAGAUAUGCUGAGGGAUACAGUAAAGUCGUCAAGAAGGUUUGGUGCGUCGGACCGGUAGGCCGCGUCGCGGCCUCCUCCUCCGUCGCCGACGAAGAACACUAUUGCUUGAAAUGGCUAAAUUCAAAACAAGAUAGAUCAGUUAUCUACGUUUGUUUCGGAAGUUUAUGUCAUAUAACAACAACUCAACUAAUCGAACUAGGUUUAGGUCUCGAAUCAUCAAAUAAACCAUUUAUAUGGAUCAUAAGAAAAGAAAACAAUUCAAACGAUCUAAACAAAUGGUUAAAACAAUUCGAAGAAAGGAAUACAGGAAGAGGAUUAGUGAUCAAAGAAUGGGCACCUCAAGUAAUGAUACUAAACCACAAGGCGGUUGGAGGUUUCUUGACGCAUUGUGGUUGGAAUUCAGUAAUGGAAGGUGUAUGUGCUGGAGUUGUGAUGAUUACUUGGCCGAUGUUUGCUGAGCAGUUUUAUAAUGAACAACUUUUGAUUGAAGUUUUGAAGAUUGGUGUGAGAGUUGGUGUGGAUGUUAGUGUUAAAUGGGGGGAUGAUCAUGGAUUAGGGUUGUUGGUGAAGAAGGGAGAUGUGAAGAAGGGGGUGUUGGAGUUGAUGGAGGAUGGUGGUGAAGGGAGGGAGAGAAGGAGAAGGGCGGAAUUGAUUGGGGAAAUGGCGAAAAUGGCGAUUGAAGAAGGUGGAUCUUCUUUUUUGAAUGUUCGGUUGUUUAUUCAACAUGCUAUUAUGGUGAUUAAUCAGAAGAAAAUUUGCAGUGAUUACAAUGCAUGUAUUCAUUAA
Molecule: messenger RNA, 1620 nt
Organism: Impatiens glandulifera
Lineage: Eukaryota; Viridiplantae; Streptophyta; Magnoliopsida; Ericales; Balsaminaceae
Product: UDP-glycosyltransferase 73D1-like
Exons: 2
Coding region: 142-1620 (492 amino acids)
Molecular function (GO): UDP-glycosyltransferase activity
Source: RefSeq, a predicted model, not a curated record